AUGGAGAGGCGCGGCCGCAGUAUGAAGGCGCCCGGGACCCUGGCGGCUCAGCAGUCCCCGACGGGGUUUCGGAGGGAGAGGCGGGCCAGCAUGUUCGAGAAGGAGGCAUAUGCACAGAUUUUAAAAGAAAGGCUGAAAGAGUCAUCUCAUGAUGUUCUGUAUGUAGAGCCUCCAUUUGAUGAUUCCAUUGCUGAGAUAAAUAAAGAAUGGAAGAGUUCUAUGGCAAAAUUUAGGUUUGCUAAUACAUAUAGAAUGGAGCCACUGAGAAAGUUCCAAGCUCAUUCAGUAGAAACUAAAGUCCAGCAGAUAUUAACGGACACUCUUAAAGAAAUCAAAUAUGAUGAGAAACUCUUCUCUCACUUGUCACUUGAAUUAUCAGACCUCAUAUUGUCAGCAGUCAAAGACUUUGCAUACCAACGUUAUAAAUUGAUUAUAAAGGUAUUAUUUAUUCAAAAGUCUGGUCAGGCAAUAAAUGUGGCCAGUCGGUGGAUUUGGGAUGCUGCCUGGGACACCUGGGUUGCAGCUAAACAUGAAACAGAAACUUACGUGGCCUUGGCCUUGGUGUUUGGUCUUUACUGUGAAUAA
Pipistrellus nathusii (Nathusius's pipistrelle) is the source of this 585-nucleotide messenger RNA. The record is from the annotation of a GenBank genome assembly. Lineage: Eukaryota; Metazoa; Chordata; Mammalia; Chiroptera; Vespertilionidae.